CAUAGGUCGUAGGAGGUCGUAGGUGAGAUUUUGUUCGCGCGCUUUUUUUUUCAACCACAGCUGUUGCCAACAAGUAACGUACUAGUGGAUACAGGAUCAUACAGGAGAAAAGUGAGAAUACCACACCAUGGAGCUUGGUUACGGGAGGCUCCAGAGAAACAACAUCAACACUCUCCAGUAUACUGUCCACCCUGACCUGGGGCUGGUCUGGGGAGAUGGACAGGCCCUACUGCUGACCCCACUGUCCCACGUGGGCAGUCAUGUGACCUGUGGUGAUCCUGUGACCUUGAGGAAGCAUGACAAGGUCAAGACUGUGGCUUGGAGUGCUGAGGUCAGUACUGGCUGCAGGCAUCUGGCCGUGAGCACUGGACAAGGGGUCAGCGUGUGGCUGGUCAAGGGUACAGAAACGACAAAUUUAACUUCUGAACAAGUCACCCAUCUAGACAUUUCUCCAUUGCCACAGGGCUUGUUGUGGCACCCUUCUGAACCAAUACUCUGUAUUCUGGCACGAGACAAGAUAGUUACAACUCUAGACCAACACAGCAGCAGCAGGCCUGUAGUUCUUGACAUGUCCAACAGGGGGCAUGUCUGCACAGGUGUAUGGGUGACAGGCGACAAUCCAUGUCUUAUUGUUGCAGUAAAGAAGAAAACAAGUGUAGAUUUCAUGGUUUUCAACAAAUGGGGCAAAGGUACCAAACCUAACAUUGCUGAUGCCACAGUCAUCACCAUGGAAUCAUCUGUGAACAUAAGGUCAAUGACCUUAGUAGGCAGUAACCUGGUUGCCAUGACAACAGACCUGCCCCUAGAAACCCUCUGUUGCCAAGGUGACAUGUUUGACACUUCAGAUGGGAUAUUUGAACCUAUCCAUAACUCCGAUACAGAGGACAAAACCGAUUCUGUUGAUGAGUUGUCAGCACUAUCAACAGGCCCAGUUGACCUGACAGCCCUGUGUGCCACAAGGCGACGUACACCAGCCCCACCCAUGCUGUUCAGACUGUUUCCUAAGCCUGCCGUCAAGGAGACAGCUGAGUUGAUGCUGUUCAGAGUGGACAGCACAGAUGUCAGGGAGCUGAGUAGGGUGGGGCUGAGUAGGAUCAUCACGCCAGAUCUCAUAGCAGCCAAUCCCAGGUGUGGACACAUCACUGUUGGCAGUAACACAGCAGACACACUCCAGGUUUUCUCUCUGCAGGAAGGUACAAGAUUGAAGAAACUGCAGGAGAUCAUUCUUACUGAUGGAGAGAAGGCCAAAGGGAUUCACAUGCCAGACCAGGGGUGUGUUGUUGCUAUGGUAGGGAAGCCCAUGGAACAGGACUUUGCUGCUCUUCUCCCCACAUCUACACAAGAGAUGUACCAACUCAGACUUAGAUGUUUUGAGCUUGAGGAUCUUCAGGAGACAUCCCAAAAAGAGGAGAAGGUAGAAUUGUCUCAGCUGAGGCUGCCAAAUGGUGGGGUUCUUCCUUCACUGUUAAGACCUGGCCAUGAACUUCACCAGUCAAAAGCACAGACAAGUGCCUCACAAAACCCCAGGCACCUGCUGCAAGAUGUGACCAAACCUUCACAACAAAGUGACCAAACAGUUGAAAAUGAGGAACCACUGCGAGGUGCAAAAAGAAACACCUGCUAUGAAAGUUGCACCUCAGAAUGCUCAGGAGACUUGCCAUCUCACAAUGUAGCUACUAGGUUAAAAUCAAUGCAGCACUUUUCAAAGGGGAACGAAGAAGUGAUAACUACACAGCAUGAAACUGUUACAGAUUUAAAACUUCUUCCAAGCACAUUACAUACUGUGGAGUCAUUAGAAAGGGAGAUGAAACAACAAGUAGAGAAGAUAACAAAAGUAAAAGAAAACCUUAUCGCCUACUCCAGAAUACACACAAGGGAUGCCCAACAGUAUCCUGAAUAUCCUAGUCUAGAAAAUGCUGAAGUUGUACAUAUAGCAUAUGAGGAUUUAGAAUUGUCUGAUGAGAAGGUUGUGAAGAUGUUUUUACUAGAUAGAGGCAUGUUGAAGCUUGGGGUAGUUCAGGAAGUGUUUGGCCUUAGAACAGUGGAGAUGUGUUGUAAAGAGGGAUUUGUUGUUGUCUCUGCCAACAAGGAUGGCUACAUUCCUCUUAGACUAGCUACUGGGUCCUUUAUCACUAUCAGGGGGGAAAAGAACCAGUCAUGAUAGUCACCUAUAAAACAGUUCCUCAAGCCACUGGGUAUGAUUUUGGAAACGGUUAGCUUCAGGUAGCAUCCACUACCUUUCCUCAGUGACACUGGGAAGAUCUCAAGAUGAACAAACUAUUGAUAUGCAAAUAAUGAGAAGUCCAAUAGGAAAUGAAAGUUCGACAAAGUCAAGGCAAGUCUGACCAUUUUCAAAAACAUAUCCAGUUCCUCGAGCAACUUUUUUUUGUGUGCAUCUUAUUACCUGGAUGUCUAAGCUUCAUUGAGUCUUGACAUCAUCUUACCAUGCUGUAACCUUUACAAUGAGUUAUGAGCCAUCAACUAACUUGUACCCUCAAAAAUAACAGCCACUAUGAUAGAGUUGAAUCAUUCUUUGGUGUCUUUU
Messenger RNA from Branchiostoma belcheri (Belcher's lancelet), 2545 nucleotides. RefSeq names its product WD repeat and coiled-coil-containing protein-like. The transcript has 9 exons. Bases 128 to 2161 code for a protein of 677 amino acids. NCBI's taxonomy places the organism in Eukaryota, Metazoa, Chordata, Leptocardii, Amphioxiformes, Branchiostomatidae. Gene Ontology annotation, molecular function: kinase binding. The record is from RefSeq and is a predicted model, not a curated record.